AUGCCUCAUGUAGGGGGUCAUUCUAAGCUUAAGGGCCUCUCAAAGUCUAUCAUCUCGCACAACUUUCGAGGGCGACAUCGCCAGACUCAUAUCCUGAAAGCUAGCCAUCAGCUUCAAUGCAAGGAGGCAGCAGAUGCAGGCCAUCAGGCUCAAGUCCAAGAGAUGUCAAGCGAGGACCGCCAGUUGGUGGAGAACAUGAUGAGUGAUUAUGGAAUGGAUGUUGAAUCAAUACCAUACACCGUGCCUCCAGGAGAGGAGGGGAUGGAACUGAGUCAUGCUGGUGGGGAGUACAAGGCAUUUGAGGGACUCACUGGUCAAAUAGCGGACCUUGGUGGCUAUUGCUAUAUCAAUCACAGCACUGGGAGGACCGCACAGAAAGCCAAACGACUCACUGGCAACUUCAAAUAG
This is a messenger RNA of Suillus fuscotomentosus, 408 nucleotides long. RefSeq lists its product as uncharacterized. Lineage: Eukaryota; Fungi; Basidiomycota; Agaricomycetes; Boletales; Suillaceae. Bases 1 to 408 code for a protein of 135 amino acids. The record is from RefSeq and is a predicted model, not a curated record. The transcript has 3 exons.